Neoarius graeffei (lesser salmon catfish) is the source of this 4090-nucleotide messenger RNA. RefSeq lists its product as uncharacterized. The record is from RefSeq and is a predicted model, not a curated record. The transcript has 2 exons. The coding region runs from base 1005 to 4082 and encodes 1025 amino acids. Gene Ontology annotation, molecular function: zinc ion binding; nucleic acid binding. NCBI's taxonomy places the organism in Eukaryota, Metazoa, Chordata, Actinopteri, Siluriformes, Ariidae.
CAAGUUUAAGAAAACAAAGGGUUACAAAUUUAUGGAAAAUGUAUUGUUUUUGUUUGCAGAAGAGGUUUGUUGUGAAUGCAUAUAAUAUGUAUAAAAUGUAAAAUAUAUGUGCAUAAAAACAUUGGUUGGCUUUGGGUCACGUGCCAAGGUUAAGGGUCACGGCCUCGGCCUUAUGGGUAGAAGAUGGGUGUGGCCGUUGAGAAGAAGAUGGUGUGCUGCGUAACAUGAAAAUAUUCUUCACUGGUUUCAUUGAGGCGCACACGUUUACACGGUGUCUAAGAGAGAGAGAGAGAGAGAGAGAGACAAUAAAAGACAAAAAGACAUCAGUAUGUUUCGUGGCCUUCUUUAACGGAACCAGUGCAGCUAAAGUGUAAACGUAACGCCAACACGGCCGAGAGUUCAGAGCAGAGCACCGCCGGUCCGCGGGGAAGCACAGCCAUAAAAAAGCGGAGCCGCAAAGGAGCGUGUAGCCGGUCGCCGGAGCAGACGUCGGAGACGGAGCUUACUGACAGACUACACGGGAAAAGUCACGGGAAUCGCCUGCCGUCGGGCCGAGAGCGGCGCAACUUCAGCAACAGAGCGCAGCGUUCAUCAGCAUCAGAUUCAGCUCUGCAAACAUCCUCACCACAGGCUCAGCGUGCAGGACUGAUUCAUUCACCGCUGCGGGGAAAGCAGGAGACAACGGGACUGCAAACGGCGCCAGGUUUGACUGUGUUACCUCUGCAACUAAACGGACAUUUGUUUAAGACUGGCUUAUGGUGAAAAGUAACUGAUUUAAUAGUAUUGCUGAAAGUUUUCUACUUUAUUAUUGUUAUCAAGGUUUGAAUGGUUUUCUUAAUCUGAGAGUUUAAAGCAUGUUUUAAGCAGUUAUUAAGAGGUUUGCCUAGAUUUGACUAGAUAACCACAGAACAUUAAGGUUUGAAUCACACCAGUAAUUGCAUGGUUGCAAAUGUUAAAGCAAUAACUGAUAUUACUGAUACUGCAUCAUUUCCAAUGUAAGCAUAAUGUCAGAUCAUGGAGAAAAGUCACAGAGUGGGGAACUUGAGCUCUUACAAGCUGAGCUGACUAGGUUAAGUGAACUAUUAGAAUCACAGACUGAUGAUGCUGAAAGGGAAAGAUUGGAGACACUCAUAGGUGAUAUUCAUGCCACUAUUGAAAUACAUAAAGUAACAGUAGAACCCACCUCAACCACAGUUAAGAGUGUUAUACCUAGGACAUCUUCACGUGAGAAGAAGUUAACCCCAAAAAUGCUGGAGCUAAAGCAAAAGGAGGUUUCUCAGAAGGAGAACAAAUUCAUCACAAAAUAUGAAUGCUGGAAAGAAAAAGUUAGAGAUAUACGCUCAGAACUUAAAGAUGAGUGCUCAGAUAAGGACUUGUGUGAUAUGAUGGACAUUGUGGAAGAGCUGGAAACACAAGUGAGGGAUCUUUAUGAUAAUGCGAGAUCUCUUUCGGCACCCUCUACUGAAAUUAGAAGGAAAAUGGAUUCUUGCUCAGCUGUAACUACAGACCUAAUGGGACUAAUGAAAGUACGCAUGAGUGAGGUUGGUCAAGAGGAGUUUAAUGCCAAGGCAGAACGUGCCAGACUUCAUAUGGUGCUUGACAGAGAAUAUGCACAAUCCAUAUUUGGGAAGUCAACAGCCUCUAAAUCUACUGAACAUAGUCAUCGCUCAAGCUGCCCAUCAGAACAGCAAAUUCUUACAGUUAAAAGAGCGGACUGUGCUGCACAGCUUGCUGCAAAAAAGGCUGAAAUUGAGAUGGAAGCAGCAAUUGCUGCACAAAGGCAAGAACUCAAAAAACUGGAAAAUCGGAGAGAUCUUGAAGUAAUAUCUGCAAAGCUAAAGGCGUACUCAGAUGCUGACUCUGGAGAGAACUGUGAGAAGGAUUCAGUUGCAUACAGUUCAAUGCACAAUUGUUCUCCAGCCCCUCCUAAACAAAUGGAAAAAGAUCAAACAUGUAAGAACAGUAAAAAUGAACAACCAAACAACACUAUCAAUGAUGCAUUUCUUACACAAGCCGUACAUGACACAAUGGUUUUGAGCAGACUUCCAGCACCUGAGCCCUCAGUCUUCACAGGAGACCCACUUAAAUUCAUAAGUUGGAGCACAAGUUUCAAGACUUUGAUAGAGCGACGUUGUACAAAUCCCGCUGAUAGGUUGUUCUACUUACAGAAAUACAUCAGUGGUGAGGCACGAUCUGUGUUAGAAGGAACCUUUUACAGAAAAGACGAUGAAGCUUAUGAACAAGCCUGGAAGGCCCUAAACGCACGUUAUGGCCAUCACUUUGUAAUCCAGCGUGCCUUUAGAGAAAAGCUGAAAAACUGGCCAAAAAUUGGCUCAAGAGACUCUGUUAAACUAAGACAAUUUAGUGAUUUUCUAACAGCCUGCAGUAAUGCUAUGCCUCAUGUCAAAGGCCUGCAAGUGUUAAAUGAUUGUGAGGAGAACCAAAAGAUGCUACAAAAACUCCCUGAUUGGGUGACCUCCCGCUGGAACAGACAUGUAACACAGCAGCUGCGACACACAGAAGAAUAUCCCAAAUUCAAAGAGUUUGCAGAUUUCCUGGCCACAGAAGCAGAAAUUGCUUGCAAUCCUGUGACAUCACUCAAUGCCUUGAAACCCACUGACGAAAAGCAGUCUAGGGAUAUAAAACGCACAAAGGCUAAUGCAUUCAUCACAAAUGUGAAGGCAUCUGAUAAGACAAGUACAGAGCUGGAAUGCAGUGCUGCAGAGAACAGCAUAAAGGUUUCAAACAGAGCAAGGAAAGUGAACCCAUCAUUCACAUCAAGUGCAGUCACAUGCAUGUGCUGUGGUGAGACUCAUUCCAUUCACAAAUGUCAAAUAUUCACCAACAAACCUGUAGAAGACAAGAGGAAGUUCAUACAUGACAAUAACCUGUGCUUUGGCUGUCUUAGGAGAGGACACAAUUCAAGGGACUGCAAGAACAAAGCUACAUGUGGAAUAUGUAAGAGACCUCAUCCAACACCACUUCAUGAAAACCGUUCUGUUGCUGCUACAGACACAUCCUCCUCCCAUGCCAUGCAAGCGGAAGAGAACACGUCAUCUCUCUCUUGCUCUGUGGACAAAGGCGAUGGUGGGAGUACAUCCAUGAUCAUGCCUGUAUGGAUUUCAUCCACUAGCGCACCCGAAAAGGAGACAUUAGUUUAUGCUCUGUUGGAUACUCAGAGUAGCAGCACCUUUGUGGACCAAGAAGUAUGUGAGAAAAUGGGAGCCGGUUUAGAGCCAGUCAAGUUGAAGUUAACCACUAUGAUUGGCAAAGAUGCCAUCGUUCAGAGUGACAGAGUAAGUGGUCUUAGAGUUCGAGGAUUUUCCUCACCUAGCUUCAUUAACUUGCCACCAGCCUAUACCAGGGAUUUUAUUCCCCUUGAACGUUCUCACAUACCUACCACUGAAACUGCCAGAAGGUGGAAACAUCUGAACUGCAUAGCCAAGGAAAUACCAGAGUUGAUGGAUUGUGGGGUCGGACUCUUGAUCGGCUAUGAUUGCUCCAGAGCAUUGGCACCUCGUCAAGUCAUCACAGGAGGUGAUGAUGAGCCAUAUGCUGUCAAAACCGAUCUGGGUUGGAGUAUUGUCGGCAGCUCACCACAAGUAGCAAAGUCAUCAGAGGUGACAGGUCUGUGUCACCGUGUGUCCGUGAAAGAACUUCCUCCAUUGACACCGGCUACGGUCAUCAAAGCUCUUGAGUCAGAUUUCAAGGAUACCAAUCCUAGAGAAAAGAGCAUAUCACAAGAUGACAUACAGUUCAUGAAAAUACUAAAUGAGGCAAUACAUCAUGAUUCAGAUGGGCACCUGGAAAUGCCGCUUCCCUUUAAGACACGUCCAAAACUGCCAGAAAACAAACGACUGGCUCUUGUGCGACUGAAUCAACUGAAAAGAAAGUUUGAGAAGAAUGCCGAGUUCAAAGAUGACUACACCAAGUUUAUGGAAGGCGUCUUCAAGGAUGGAGACGCAGAGGAAGCUGAAAGUCAACCUAAAGCAGGACAUGUGUGGUAUAUCCCACACCAAGGGGUCUACCACCCGAGAAAACCUGGAAAAAUUAGUCGUGUUCGACUGCUCAGCCAAAUAUGAGGGCACAG